AUGACUUCAUCACCACCCACUGGCGUCUUCGUUCCAGUCCCGACAUUCUUCAAACCGGCAUCCGCCUCUUCGUCUCUCCAAGCAGCUAUCGACGUCGAAACACAAGUCGCACACUCCAUUCAUCUUGCUAAAAAUGGCGUGCGCGGCCUCGUGCUCUUGGGCUCGACCGGUGAGGCAAUUCACAUGUCACGACAAGAGCGGUUCGACCAAGUCUCUGGUGUACGCAAAGGACUGAACGAUGCCGGGUUUCAAGAUUACCCAAUCAUGGCCGGUGUUCUUAUCAACAGUGUAGAUGAAGUUUUGGAAUGGUUGGAAGACUUCAAGAAAGCGGGCGCACAAUGGGGAUUAGUGCUUGCGCCGGGAUACUUCGGGGCAGCAGCGAGUCAAGAAAACAUCAUAGAAUGGUAUAGACUCGUAGCUGACCGGUCACCAAUCCCUAUUCUCAUCUACAAUUACCCUGGCGUCACAAACAACGUCAUGCUGACCCCGGACACAUACCGCACCCUCGCACAACAUCCCAACAUCGUCGGCUGCAAAAUGUCCCACGGCAACGUUUCGUAUCACGUCCAGGUAUCGCUAGACCCAGAGAUUGAUCAUAAGAAGUUUAAAGUAUACAGCGGCUUUGGGCAACAGCUUGGACCAAUUGUUCUCUUCGACGCUGCGGGUGUGAUUGAUGGCCUGGCAGCGAUAUACCCGAAAACGGUAUCACUACUGUUCAAACUGGCAGAGAAACGGCCAUUAGACGAUGCCACCCUGCAGAAGAUAAAGGAGCUGCAGUACACUGUGAGCGCCGCUGAAGAGUACGUGGUAGCGGGUGGUAUCAUCGGGAUCAAAGAGGCUGUUCAUCGCGUUCUAGGACUAGGCACACUGGAAGGCGGGCGCCUACCUCUGAAGGGCAAAUUGCCAGACGGAGCUUGGGAGAAGUGGGGCAAGGUGUUGGGCAGGAUUCAAAAGACGGAGGAUUCGAUAGAUGCCUCGGAAUUCAAUUAG
Messenger RNA from Periconia digitata, 990 nucleotides. The record is from the annotation of a GenBank genome assembly. NCBI's taxonomy places the organism in Eukaryota, Fungi, Ascomycota, Dothideomycetes, Pleosporales, Periconiaceae.